Messenger RNA from Acanthoscelides obtectus, 669 nucleotides. The record is from the annotation of a GenBank genome assembly. NCBI's taxonomy places the organism in Eukaryota, Metazoa, Arthropoda, Insecta, Coleoptera, Chrysomelidae.
AAGAGACCUACACUGGACAGAAUGUUCGCUUCGACGUCACAAAGAAAUGAUGAUGGUUUGCGGGCGUCUUACAAUAUCUCGUUACUUAUAGCAAAAUCCGGAAAACCGCAUACUAUCGGAGAGAAGUUAAUUUUGCCAGCCGUUGAAGAGGUUUCAAAAGCUGUUUUACACAAACCUACAUCUGAUAUCAUUAAGAGAAUUCCCUUAAGCAACAAUACUGUUGAAAGACGUAUUGAUGAAAUGAGUUCUGAUAUUGAAAGCUUCUUAUGUAAUUAUUUGCAAACGACCCAUUUCUCUAUACAACUGGACGAGUCAACUUUACCUGAUAAUGCAGCAUUAUUAUUGGCAUAUGUUCGUUUUAUUAUGAAUCAAGAAACCUACGAAGGACUGCUCUUCGCAAGAACUUUGAUAACCGACACUAAAGGUGAAUCAAUAUUUCAUGUUUUGAAGGAUUACUUCAUGGCUGGACGUUAUUGUGGAUUUAUAAGCUAUUUAAAACAAAAUGUGUCAGGGGUGUUAGCAAUACAUUGCGUCAUCCAUCGACAACAUUUAGUUGCUAAAAAUUUGAGUGAUAGAUUGCAUGAAUCACUUCAUUUAUUCAUUGAUGCAGUAAACCGAAUCCGAAGCAACGCAUUGAAUACGCAGUUAUUUGCGCAGUUGUGUGAAUAA